GUUCACAGGACUCUUCAGUCAUGCCAUUCAGGACUCAAAUAAAUACUUAAGUCAUUCACAGAACACGAACUAUCCAGCAGAGAAGACUAUCAGAGCCUCGCGAUCAAUUCCUCCUUCAUCUUCAACUUCGACCAUGACGAUCAACAAUAAGCCUCUCGUGGUCAUUGCCUGCGCAACAGCAUCUGGACACACACUCCCGCUCCUCCCCCACGCUGCCCACCUAACCAAACAAGGCUUUGAAGUCUCCUUCAUCAGUGGCCCUGACUUUGAAAAGUCCAUUCAAAAAACCGGCGCAACCUUCUACCCAACAGAGAACAUCUACACGGCCGAAACUCUCGAGACGCUAAAUGCGAUCCCUGAUGGCCCUGCACGCGCCAUAUUCGACAUCAAGAACAACUUCAUCAAUGUAACUGCAACCAGAAUGAAGACCUUGCAGACCGUGCUGGAGACACUCCGCGAGACACAUCCCACCCGGGAGGUAGUCAUCGUGCAGGAGCUCUUGUACAUGGGGACCUGGCCGUACAUCCUAGGGGCGCCUUUGCCAAAGGGGUACGAUCGAUUCCCCCGGACCAUUAUCUACGGCACCGGGUCACUGCUCAUCUCAAGUAUCGAUACAGCACCCUUUGGACCCGGCCUGCCGCCAGAUUCCAGCGAAGAGGGUCAUGCUCGCAACGCUGCUAUGUACGGCACCAUGAAGGAAAUGAAUGCCGAUCUCAUCGACUACGCCAACACCGUGUAUGCCGGGCUCGGCGCCACUGUCAAAGUAACCGAGCCGCUGUUCGACUUUUGGACCACGGGUCAUGGCAUCAUGCUGCAGCCAUGCUCCCCGAGCGUGGAGUAUCCACGCAGUGACCUUUCCCCCAAGAUCCGCUUUAUCGGUGGCACCCCGCGCAGGGAAGUCGAUCCGUCGAUGGCGCUGCCGAGCUGGUGGGAUGAGCUGGAGGCGAACCAGCAAACCGCAAGCCCGAAGAAGGUCAUCUUCGUCACGCAGGGUACAUUCCGCAUUGACUACAAUGAGCUAGUCAUUCCCACCAUGCAGGCUUUGGCUGAUCGAGACGACGUCAUGGUCAUCGGGGUGCUGGGCGUGAGAAAUGCGAGGUUGGAUGGCUUUGAGAUACCCAGCAAUGCCAAGGUGGUUGAUUACCUUCUAUACGACGCGGUACUGCCUUAUGUGGACGUAUUCGUGACCAAUGGGGGAUAUGGCAGCUUCACGCAUGGGAUCAUGAACGGGGUUCCCAUGGUCAUGGCUGGAACGGGUCAGGACAAAGCCGAAGUGUCGAUGCGCGUUGAAUGGGCGGGAAUUGGCGUUAAUUUGCGGACUGAUAGCCCUAGCCAGGAGGCUAUUCGGGAGGGGGUGAACAAGGUAUUGGCUGAUCCCAAGUACAAGGCUCGCUCUUUGGAGAUUCAGCGUGAGAACGAGGAGCUCGACUGCGCGGCUGCACUGGAGCGAUACAUCAUGGGAGCUGAGUAAUUGUCCGGAUUACAUGUUUAUACCCGGGCUUGGAAUUAGCAAAGUUAACUCCACCAAAGUUGAUCAUAAUUUUCUGCCACCUCUAAGGAAAUUGAAGCCAUCAAU
This is a messenger RNA of Aspergillus ibericus CBS 121593, 1576 nucleotides long. RefSeq names its product UDP-Glycosyltransferase/glycogen phosphorylase. Gene Ontology annotation, molecular function: UDP-glycosyltransferase activity. The transcript has 2 exons. The coding region runs from base 134 to 1471 and encodes 445 amino acids. The record is from RefSeq and is a predicted model, not a curated record. NCBI's taxonomy places the organism in Eukaryota, Fungi, Ascomycota, Eurotiomycetes, Eurotiales, Aspergillaceae.